Messenger RNA from Sapajus apella (tufted capuchin), 2670 nucleotides. It is a transcript of the gene PNLDC1, whose product is annotated as PARN like, ribonuclease domain containing 1. The transcript is spliced from 19 exons. Gene Ontology annotation, molecular function: RNA binding; poly(A)-specific ribonuclease activity. NCBI's taxonomy places the organism in Eukaryota, Metazoa, Chordata, Mammalia, Primates, Cebidae. Gene Ontology annotation, cellular component: cytoplasm; endoplasmic reticulum. The record is from RefSeq and is a predicted model, not a curated record. The coding region runs from base 889 to 2484 and encodes 531 amino acids. Gene Ontology annotation, biological process: nuclear-transcribed mRNA poly(A) tail shortening.
CAGCCUGGGUGACAGAGCGAGACUCUGUCUCAAAAGAGUUAAAAAACAAACAAACAAAAAAAUGUAAUGUUUUCUCCCCUAACCUUAAAGAUUGAUUAGAGCACCUCACUUUGAGAACCAUAGUUAGAAAACAAUGUUCAAAUAGAAGCCUAGGAUUCAAGGGAGGACACUGUAAGGAAGACCAUGGACUAGUGGCACUGGAAACAGUAACAAAAGUAAACACUGGGCUCACCUGUAAGUGAUGCUGUAGGUAGGGAUUUGGGCAAGGAGUGAGUGCACAAGAUAAUCCGCAGGGACCAAGGAUUCCUUCCAUGUAAUGGGCAGUUCUUGAGGCUUUGCAAAGUUUGAUUGCUGGUGUGAAGACAGUAGUAAGAUGGACAGCAGAAUGAGGAAAAAGAUGUCCAGGGCCGUGGGAGAGGGCAUAAGGACAGACCGAUAUUGGCAGUGAUGGAGAAGUUGGGAAGAAGUGAAUUAGAAGACCGUGAGCCAAAGCGAAGUAUCUAUUUGUUGCAGUUCCGGCAGGGUUGUUUCUGUUCCGCUUUCCUGCUUUCACUCUUUUCCUGGGGACUCUGUCUUUUCCUCCUGCCACACCUCUUAAACAUUGGUCUAUGUAAAUGACAUUCUCACAUUAAGGGCUGCAAAGAAAUUGCUAAGGAGCCAGGUAAACAGUUUUUGAUUGCAAGCAACCUUCACCUUUGUGACAAAUUGUACAAUCAAAAAACUCGCAGGCAGGUGUGGGCAACGCCAGCCCCACACGGAGGAACCGGGCACGUGGGGCGUGGACAGCUGCCUAUUUUCUACGCGUGCGCCCUUUAAGACCAGGCGGUGCAGUGGAAGCGCGUGAGCAGCACGUGACAGCGCUGGGUGUCUCAGUGCGGCUGCGCGGCCAUGGACGUGGGUGCCAAGGAGUUCGAGGAGAGCCUCCCUCUGCUGCAAGAGCUUGUCCAGGAGUCGGACUUCGUGGGUCUGGACAUAGAAUUCACGGGCCUUCGUUCUAACCUGUCUGGGCCCCAGCAGAUCAGUCUUUUUGAUUUGCCGUCGGAGUGGUAUCUAAAGACCCGCCAGAGUGUUCAGCAAUUUACAAUCUGUCAGAUUGGAUUGUCUAUGUUCUCCGCUAUUGAAGGAGAAGCAAACAAGUACGUAGCUCAUUCGUGUAACUUCUUUCUCUUCCCUACGACAUUUGGGAUUUUGGACUCAGAAUUCUCUUUCCAGGCUUCCAGUGUUCAGUUUUUGAAUCAGUAUGGCUUCAACUAUAACAAGUUUCUCAAAAACGGAAUCCCAUAUAUGAAUGAAGAACAGGAGAAGAAAAUUAGACAUGAUAUCCUGAGUGGGAACUGGAGAGUUCGCAGCUCUCUGGAUAAAGACCAAAUCAAGGUGGUGAUUGAUGAAGUGACACGAUGGCUGGACCUGGCCAAGGAAGGCGACUGGAUGACUCUUCCUGGGAUUGCUGGCUUCCAGGCCUUUGAGGUCCAGCUGGUGCUGCGGCAGGCCCUCCACAACAUCUGGACGGUGCUGAAAGAUGACGGGGUGGUAGUGAAGAAAGUGAGUAAACAACAUCGUUGGUAUCUUCAGAGCACCUCUUGUGACCGAGAGAGCUGUUGGAAGGAAAAUAUUCUUCUCUCUGCAAAGGGUUUUUCUGUCUUUUUCCAUAUGCUGGUGAAAGCCCAGAAGCCCUUAGUGGGACAUAACAUGAUGAUGGACCUGCUGUACCUACAUGAGAAGUUCUUCAGACCCCUGCCAGAAAGCUACGAUCAAUUUAAGCAGAAUAUCCACAGCCUGUUUCCUGUUCUCAUUGAUACCAAGAAUGUAACAAAGGAUAUCUGGAAGGAGAUGAAUUUCCCAAGGGUGUCGAGUCUUUCCGAAGUCUAUGAAGUCCUGAACAGUGACUUGAAUCCAACCAAGAAUUCUGGACCAGAGAUUGUUCAUGCAAUCAGCUGUGAGAAAUACGUUGAGACAAAGUGCCCCCAUGAAGCUGCAUAUGAUGCCUUCCUUUGUGGGUCAGUUCUUUUGAAAGUGGCACAUUUACUACUACAGAAAGUGCACAGGAUUGACCCCGUUCCCGAGUCGACCUUUCCUCAGUACCUCGAUGUGCUGGCUCCUUACGUGAACCAAGUGAACCUCAUCCGAGCGGGGGUCCCGAAGAUUAAUUUUUCUGGUCCAGAUUAUCCCAGUAUCCGACCUCCCAUCCUCAUCCUCAGCGUCAAAAGGUGGCCUGGGGUCAGCGAGCAGCAAGUCUACCAGAAGUUUCAGAAUCUCUGCAAGUUUGAUGUCAGGCGACUCACACGAAGCCAGUUCCUACUCCUGACCAAUAAGUUUAAGGACGCACGGAACAUCCUGAAGGAGUACCGGAGCCACCCAACCCUGCGCGUCUCCCUGUACCGCUACUGGAGGCACUCCCCAGACGUCAACUGCCUGCUCCAAGUCUGUGGCAUCAUGACGGCCUGGGCCCUUCUCGCCUUCAUCCUCGGAAGAUCUGGUCCCUGAGCACAGCGAGGCCUCCUGCGGCCACGCUCGGUCGCCAAGCUCUCUGGGAGGUGGGCUGGGUGUGUUCGUAUAAAUCAGGUUCUGUUUGCAGAUGGAUCUGUUUGGUCUUUUCUGGAAAUUCUGUUACGUCCUGAAUGUGAAAUUCCGUCAACACUAUCAAUGAUAAAUCAAUCCUUGGGUAUCGUA